AUGGCUAUUUUAAAUGAACAAAGUAAAGUUGCUCCUGAAGUUACUCUAUGUGUCCCGGACAAUGCCAGUGGUGUAGUUCGUGCCACCCCUAACCAAGCAUCAUUGAACAGUGAUGAUUUAACUUCUCGUCGUCCUCCUUCCCUUCAUUCAUCUACUAUCAAUAAUCAUCAACGUCAUUUGACAACUGCACAAACAAAUGAACCAUUAGAAGAGAUUGGUGAAACAGGAGGUGGUCUUCUUCUUCAUCUUCAAUGA
Rotaria sordida is the source of this 255-nucleotide messenger RNA. NCBI's taxonomy places the organism in Eukaryota, Metazoa, Rotifera, Eurotatoria, Philodinida, Philodinidae. The record is from the annotation of a GenBank genome assembly.